AUGUCAAACGUCGCUCUGUGUAAUCUCAGUUUCAUUCAGAUCGAAUUCGGGAACAAUCUGCUGACUGAGUUAGCUGAUGUCAAGUCGUUUGGUCAAUACAAAACCAUUGGAAGGAAUAAAUUGGAAUUUUCAUUGAAGAAACCGAAAAUGAAAAAUGCUGCGUUGGAAGGGAGUAAGAAGCGAUUUCAUCUGAGUUGUGGGGUUGAAGAAGAAUCAUGUGACCAAAUGUUCAAUUUCGGAAUCGAACCGGAAAACGAAUACAAAGCUUUACUUGACACGAGGCUAGACACGGAAACAUCGGCUAUUUAUCCGAUAGACACCGUUCGAUUUGUGAUGAGCGUCGCUCAAAACCAGGACUCAAAACUCGAAUGCAAAUCAGCAAAACACAUUGUGUAUCACAAUCUUUGGAUGAUGAAGGUCACAGUUUCCAGUUCUGACGACCAAGUACCCCUGAAGAUCACACAUUCAUCUGGACUGACUGAGGUGUUGACUCUCCCGAUGCACUUCGGUGAGAAAUGGUAUCUGAUGGUCGACGUGGAAUUCGUCGAACGGUUCACUUUCUCAAAUGGAGACCACACAAGCACCAUGACAGUGAAAACCGAUGUGAUGUGCUUGGUCUAUAACCAUAUUCCGGGUGUCACGAAUGCGCUGUACCAUGUCACUACAAAGGUGCUUUUACAUUCGAGCAGGGGUGAGUCAGUGAUUAUUCCUGACGUCGUUUAA
Messenger RNA from Echinostoma caproni, 723 nucleotides. Lineage: Eukaryota; Metazoa; Platyhelminthes; Trematoda; Plagiorchiida; Echinostomatidae. The record is from the annotation of a GenBank genome assembly.